Talaromyces rugulosus is the source of this 504-nucleotide messenger RNA. RefSeq lists its product as uncharacterized. The coding region runs from base 1 to 504 and encodes 167 amino acids. Gene Ontology annotation, cellular component: BLOC-1 complex. NCBI's taxonomy places the organism in Eukaryota, Fungi, Ascomycota, Eurotiomycetes, Eurotiales, Trichocomaceae. The transcript is spliced from 2 exons. The record is from RefSeq and is a predicted model, not a curated record. Gene Ontology annotation, biological process: endosome organization.
AUGUCCGUCGCAACAUCGAUUCCCGAUACCUCCCUUGGUCUCACCUCGUCCGAAAUCCAGAUUCUUCGCCAGCAGCAGCAAAUCGCGCUUCAGGGGGGAGGCCAUGCCGGCAGCGUCUCUAGAGGCCGCGGUUCGGGGCGCAAUAGUAGCUCCAGCUCCCGCGCUACAAGUGCUGCCAGCAGCCAGGGUCGCCUCAUACUAGAUCCGAUGAGCCUGAGGGCUCUGUCACACCAGCUGGAAUACCUGCAAGACCAGAUCCGUCAUCGUAUUGACCAUCUGGAAGAUCAAAUGCAAAUUUCGAUACAAAACACCUAUGACCGAGCUGGCAAUGUCAUUCGCAACGCCGAUGCCGAAAUCGCACGCACCCGUUCUAUUUUGGCCUCGAUAGACGAAUUGGACAAUGAACUAGCCAAGAUUGGCCAUAUCAGAGAUAUUGUCAAGUCUUUUCGUGCUCGGAUUGAAAGCCUCGACCAUCGCCUUGAUCAUUCUUCUCGUCGGCGAUGA